Cordyceps militaris CM01 is the source of this 714-nucleotide messenger RNA. Its product is annotated as tyrosine/serine protein phosphatase, putative. The transcript is spliced from 4 exons. Bases 1 to 714 code for a protein of 237 amino acids. Gene Ontology annotation, biological process: dephosphorylation. Gene Ontology annotation, molecular function: phosphoprotein phosphatase activity. Lineage: Eukaryota; Fungi; Ascomycota; Sordariomycetes; Hypocreales; Cordycipitaceae. The record is from RefSeq and is a predicted model, not a curated record.
AUGGCGUACCUGGCCGACAACCUCGGCAUCCGCACCGUGAUAGACUUGCGCACAAAUACUGAGCUAGCUCGCCAAGCAGCCAAGCGUGCUGCGCAGCGCGUCACGAAUCCCUCCAUCCCAGAAACGUAUCAUAUCCCGGGCAUCCAGUAUCAUGAGAUCAAGGUGACAGGUCGCAGCUUUGAGCGUCACAUAGCUAGCCUUCUCACAUGGUGGCAAUUUCUUCAGUUCCUCUUCCUCUACGCCUUCAACUACCGCAACGAGGCCAUCCGCAUCGUGGCCGAAAACGUCCUCGUGCCGCGCGGACUGCUCGGCAUCGGCCGCGACAAGCUGGACCACUCGGGCGCGGAGAUUGCCGCGGCGCUGACGCUCUACACGAGCACGCAGACGACGCCCGUUUUGGUGCACUGCACUCAGGGCAAAGAUCGGACGGGACUGAUUUGUUGCCUCCUCUUGAUGAUAUUGGAAGUCCCCAUGUCGGCCAUCGAGUACGACUACCUCCUCACGGACGAGGGCCUCGACCCUGAGCGCGAGCAGCUGAUCAACGAGGUCAAAUCUGUCGGUCUGACCGAGGAAUGGGCGUAUACGCACCGCGAGAUGAUGUCAGGGCUGAAGAGUCAUCUUGAUCAGAGGUUCGGUGGCCUUGACCCGUACCUCGACUCGAUAGGGUUCGACCAGUCUCGACGUGCACUCGUCCGCGAUACUCUCCUCGUUUGA